This is a messenger RNA of Penicillium soppii, 909 nucleotides long. Its product is annotated as oxidoreductase, short-chain dehydrogenase/reductase family. The transcript is spliced from 2 exons. Bases 1 to 909 code for a protein of 302 amino acids. NCBI's taxonomy places the organism in Eukaryota, Fungi, Ascomycota, Eurotiomycetes, Eurotiales, Aspergillaceae. The record is from RefSeq and is a predicted model, not a curated record.
AUGCCUAUUUACGACCCAGAAAGGGAUAUCCCCGACCUGACAGGGAAAACUAUCUUCAUCACAGGAGGAACCGGCGGCCUAGGCGCAGCAUCAGCCCUCCACCUAGCAAAACACAACCCAGAACACAUCUACAUAAGCGGCCGCAACGCUGCCGCCGCCAAAGCUAUCAUCCAACAAAUCCACGAAACAAACUCUAUCACCUCAGUAACAUUCAUACAAUGCGACCUGGCCUCCCUCACCUCCGUCUCACAAGCCGCAACAACCUUCAUAGCUCAACCUCAAGUCCAAAAACUCGAUAUCCUAAUCUGCAACGCAGGAAUAAUGGCCCAUACCCCAGCCCUAACAACAGACGGCUAUGAGAUUCAAUUCGGCACCAACCACCUAGGCCAUGCCCUGCUAAUCAAAAAACUCCUCCCCCUCCUCACCGCCUCCCCAGAUCCACGCACCGUCCUUUUAACCUCCCAAGGCUGGGCGCUACACCCCAGUGGCGGCAUCAUAUUUCCAGAUCUGCGCACAACACAAUCUUUCCCCUUCGGCGGGCCGUGGCGGCGGUACGGACAAAGCAAGCUUGCGAACCUGAUUUGGGCGCGGGAGCUGGCACGCCGCGUGCCGGGGUUGACGGCUGUUUCUGUUCAUCCGGGUGUUGUGGGAACUGGGCUUUUCCAUGGCUUGGGGCUUAAGGAUAAACUGCUUAUUUAUGCGACUGCUUGGUGGAAGUUUGUUUCUGUGCAGGAGGGUGCGUGGAAUCAGGUUUGGGCUGCUACGGUUGAUAAGAAGGAGGUUGUUAAUGGCGGGUAUUAUGAGCCUGUUGGGAGGUUGAAGGAUGGGCGGCUUGAUGGGGAUGCGAGGGAUGAGGGACUUGGGGAGAGGCUUUGGAAUUGGACCGAGGAGGCUUUGGAGGGGUUGUGA